UAUCUGGAAUUCCUGGCUUCUCUCGAGUAAGGAAAUGACCCUGCAAGUUAAAUAAGUACGGAGCAUAAGCUUGGAACAAGGUUAAAUCGACGGCCGAAAGUUCGUUUUUAAAUUAAUUGUGCACUUGCUAAGCAGUUAGUAUAAAGCAGGUAUACAUGUCAUAAUGGAGAUAGAUAGGAGCCAUUAAAAGAAAUUUUCUUGGAAGAAAUAAACUGGAAAGAAAUGGCAAAGUUAUGUUUCUGCAAAAUUCUGGUGUCGGUUGCGCUUGUGUUUCAGCAAAUUUUACAUUCAGGCUGUCAAAACUAUGGGUAUGAGAAUAAUGGGCCCCCUACUUGCAUAGAUUUUGAGAGUCCCACAAUAUUGCAAACUGAUGGCACAAGAGCAGGGCAAAUUGUGUACCCAUUAAUGGGCCCUACAUAUAAGAAUAACCAGUUGUGUGAGUGGGUAAUCAUGACGGAGCGAGCUGGUUAUGUGAUCAAGCUGCAAGUGUUGGAUUGCAAGCUUGAGGACAAGGACAUCUAUGGUGAAUGUAGCACGGAUUAUGUGGAUGUUUUUGACUGGAAAAAUGGGCAACCUGUGUUCCAAAAUCGAUUCUGUGGUACUGAAUCCGGAAUGAUUUAUGAAAGCUCAAGCCAAAAGAUGACUCUAAGAUUCCACUCUAGUGCCACUCUAACGUUUUCUGGUUUUACUGCUCGGUACCAAUCUGUUGAAGCUGCUGGUGAUAUGGACUCCAAGACAGUUCUUCUUGCCAUUUGUAUUCCCGUUGCUGUAAUCAUACUUGCUAUGUGUAUACCUUUUAUAUGGGGCAUGUUGAGAAUUUAUCAUCGGAAGACUGCCCCACCGACCCGCGUACCAUCGAACAACCCGCCUCCCUACAGCAUCACCAACCAAGACCCAGCGUCUUUGACCAAUCUACCUCUCCGUCCCAUGGUCCCUGCUCACAUUUCCCGCUGCUCCGCCCCACCUCCUUCGUACGAUUCCCUGCACUACGAAACUAUACACCUAGACAUGCCAGUGAACCCACCUCCCUAUGAGCUGAUAGUUAAAGAUAACGGACAUAUUCACACAUCAAGUGAAACUUGAACAGUUUGAAACUUGACGGCUGCGGCUCACUUUUUUUUAAAGUUUGGUUGUGCCACAUUUUCUCAACCAUUAUUUGAAAUGGUUGGGUUUAUCAGGUUGUUAUACUUUCUUGUCUACUCUAUGCAAGUAAAGUAAAAAAAAAAAUUUAUAAUUCAUUGUAUGGUAAUGUGGGUUAGCUCUUCACCCAUUAUGAGAACUCAUUUUUUUUCACAAUAAUAUAAUCUUUCAUAAAAAUACCUUUUUAAUUUUAACAUGUAUGUAAUUUUAAAAACAACAGACUUUUUUUCAGGUAGCUCAUUUAAAAUGUUUAGUUUAGUAUUAGAUUUUGGCAUUCAUCAUUCAAGAUAUAAUUUUUCUUUCUAAUGUUACACUUUUUAGCCCACUUUUUUAAAUCUUAAUUUUGUAUUAUAAAAUAAUCCUCAAACAUGUAAAUAGUCAGAAUCUCUUUU
This is a messenger RNA of Physella acuta, 1532 nucleotides long. Its product is annotated as cubilin. NCBI's taxonomy places the organism in Eukaryota, Metazoa, Mollusca, Gastropoda, Physidae. The record is from RefSeq and is a predicted model, not a curated record.